AGAAAGCGGGCAAGCCUGGAGCGCGCGGGGCCAGGGCUCGGCGAGCCGGAGGAGCGUUGCUAAUGUUUUUGUUUGUUUGCUUUUCUAUGCAUGCAUAAUGAGGGGGCGCCGCGGCACCACACGGGGGCUCCCGGCCCACUUUUGUAUUUAAAGCCUCGCCGCGAGCGAGUCCGCAGCCGGGCUCCGCGGAUCCGCUCCCCAGGCUCCGGUCUCCGAGCAGAGCCGCACGCUCCGAGUUUCGGGGUCCUCCCUGCGCCUGGCGCCCAGAACUUCCCGGAGCGCGGCCCAGGCCGGGGUAGAGGGGGAGGGGACCAAGCGUCCUGGCCGCGGGAAGGCGGGAUGCCAGAGCUGCGAAGUGCUACGCGCCGCUGAGCCGGGAACCGAGGAGCCGCCGGCCGCACGACUGUCUGCAGGCGCCUAGCACCAUGCACCCCCGGCGCCGCGCGCUCCUGCAGUCUCGCCGCGUCCCCCCGGGACGGCACUGAGCGCCUCCAGCCGCCGACCGGAGCCGGACCUGUGUCGCCGCAUCUCUCAGGGAGCCCCGGCCGCGGUGCCGGAGCGAACACCCGCCUCUACCAGCCGCGGGGCCGCCGGCAUGGAUGGAUGAGGACGCCCAUGCCAGAAGUGCACGGAACUCGGACAAACUUUUCCAGCGGCCCCGCGGCCACCACCCGAGCCUCGUCUCCGCUCCGCACCGCGCCCGGCGGCCGUUGCUGCCCGCGAUGCUAGCCGCGCUGCUGGGCGGCGGAGGGGCCCGCACGGGGACCUUGCCGGGCGCCUUGCUGUGCCUGAUGGCGCUGCUGCAGCUGCUGGGCUCGGCGCCGCGGGGCUCGGGACUGGCGCACGGCCGCCGCCUCAUCUGCUGGCAGGCGCUGCUCCAGUGUCAGGGCGAGCCCGACUGCAGCUACGCCUACAGCCAGUACGCCGAGGCGUGUGCGCCGGUGCUAGCGCAGCGCGGCGGGGCUGAUACUCCGGGGCCCGCCGGCGCCUUCCCCGCCUCGGCCGCGUCCUUCUCGCCGCGCUGGCGCUGCCCGAGCCACUGUAUCUCGGCGCUCAUCCAGCUCAACCACACGCGCCGCGGGCCCGCGCUGGAGGACUGCGACUGCGCGCAGGACGAACGCUGCAGGUCCACCAAGCGCGCCAUCGAGCCCUGUCUGCCGCGUACCAGCAGCGUGAGCCCGGGCGCGGGAGCGGGCUCGGUCAUGGGCUGCACCGAGGCCCGGCGGCGCUGCGACCGGGACAGCCGCUGCAACCUGGCGCUCAGCCGCUACCUGGCCUACUGCGGCAAGCUUUUCAACGGGCUGCGCUGCACCGACGAGUGCCGCGCGGUCAUCGAGGACAUGCUGGCCGUGCCCAAGGCGGCGCUGCUCAACGACUGCGUGUGCGAUGGGCUGGAGCGGCCCAUCUGCGAGUCGGUCAAGGAGAACAUGGCCCGCCUGUGCUUCGGCCCGGAUGCGAGCAACGGUCCGGGCAGCAGCGGCUCGGACGGGGGCCUAGACGACUACUACGACGAAGAAUAUGACGACGAGCUGCGCGCUGGGGCCGCGGGCGGCGAGCAGCCUCUGGACGAUGAUGACGGCCUUGCGCGCCCGGGCGGCGGCGCUGCUGCGGCGGGCGGCCGCGGGGACUUGCCUCACGGGCCCGGGCGCAGGAGCAGCAGCAGCGGCAGUGGAGGCCACUGGGCGACCCGAAGCGCCUGGACCCCGUUUGCCUGUUUGCUGCUGCUGCUGCUCCUGCUGCUCGGGUCACACUUGUAGCCCCUGCGCCCCUGCUGCAGGCUGCUCCAGGCCGGUAUGCACGAUCCGGCUGCUUCCCGAGCAGGGCACCUGUGGCUCGGAGACCGGAGACUGACCCAUACUCUCCCCGUGUGGACAGGGCCCAGCCUGUACCGCAGCCACCACGCUCGGCCCUCUUCUGUGCGGUUUUUCCAGGCUGCAGAGAUAACCGGCUGAUUUAUACUGCCGGCUCUAAUCUGCAGAAUUCAGGACACCCUGCCAAAAGCAAUGGAGGCCUGGACUCAGAGUGCUGAACGGUGGGGUCUUUACAGUUCCAAUGAACUUGGGGAAGGGAUGUUGUGCUAAUUAGGUUUGCAAAGGGGCCGGGUUUUUUGUUAGUCUGUUUGUUCUGUUUUCUUUUUAAACCGUUUUCCUGUGAGGGGACACAUAAUACUGGUAACGACUUUAAUUGCUUGUGACCACUGAGAAACACAGCAAUCGUAAGUAAAUAGAAAAGUUCCCCUUACUGAUUCAUUUCUGUACUCUUGGUAUAGCCCUCGGUAACAGUGAGUGUGGAACCAGCAAUUGCCUUGUUGGGGAUCCCCGAAAUUACGACUGCAUUAUAAUCUUAACCCCUCACCUUUAAUUUUCCUGCCACCAUUCUGAUCCCUCUGCACCACGUGUCUUAGAAUUAAGGAUCCAAAAAACGCUAGUCUAAAGAGUUACCAUGGUGUUGAACAAUACACGUUUUUAUCCUAAAGCUCGGUACUGCCAUCUAGGAAAACCUCUAUGAUAUUUGUUUUGUUGUCCUUUUUUUUUUCCUCCACCAAGAAAUUCUAAGUUUGAAUAUGCAGAGAUUGAGUAUUGCCUCUGCCCCUAUCGGGGUCUUCCACCCUGGUACGUCGUAUAUAAACUGUAUUAAAACUGGGGUUUCUUACCAGUUGCUGUACUUUGUAUAUAGAAUUUUUAUAAAUUGUAUGCUUCAGAAAAUAAUUUAUUUUUAAAAAGAAAUUAAAAGUUUUAAAUCCGCAUCGUUGUUGUAUCGCCCCCCCCCCCCAUCCAAGAAAUGUAUAGAAUACAUUGCUCGCCCGGAGCCCCCUCCCGCAGCCCAUUUUGAAGUGGGCCCUGUGUAGGAGAACAGUCUUUAAAUGUACAGUGUAUUUUACAGAUUUGAAGUAACGUUCUUAUUUUCAAGAGAAUUUAUGGACAUUGUAGAAAUGUAUAAAUGCAUUUCCAAACUGCCUUAAACAUUGUAUUUUUAUAGACAUCAUUUUUUUUUUAAAAUCCGUGUUUAAAAAAAAACUAUGACUCUGUGUAUUUUUGGUUGUUUUAUUAAAAAAGCACACAUCAGUAAAGAGUUUAAACAGUG
Arvicanthis niloticus (Nile rat) is the source of this 3084-nucleotide messenger RNA. RefSeq names its product growth arrest specific 1 (gene Gas1). NCBI's taxonomy places the organism in Eukaryota, Metazoa, Chordata, Mammalia, Rodentia, Muridae. Gene Ontology annotation, biological process: regulation of cell cycle. The record is from RefSeq and is a predicted model, not a curated record. Gene Ontology annotation, cellular component: plasma membrane.